AUGAUUUUACUAUUUAUUUAUAUUGGAUUAGUGAUUUCUAAAGAAUUAGGAGCUUUACUUGAGACAGUAAAAAAUAAUGAAUAUAGUAUGUCUAUCUUAAAGUAAAUGAAAUAAUAUUUGAACGAGAAAAAAUGUAAUAAUAUGAUAAAUAUCAUUUAGCUCCAUAUGAAAUUCUUGUCUAUAUAAAUGAAGAAGAAGAUAAAUUAGUUUCUGAGAUAAUUGAUGAUAUGAACAACUAUCAAUAAGAAUAAUUAUUAAGUAGUUGGUUCUGUUGACAUAGGUUCAUAAAAAAAAUAAGAAUUAAAAUAUUAGAUGAUGUUAACUAAAUUUACAUCAGCAUUACAAGCAGAUGAAUUAUUAUUAUUAUCAAAUGAAGCCAAAUUAUCAGAAGAUAUCAGAAUGCAAAGAGUGGAUCUACUUUUAGAAUUAGGAUAAGUAAUACCACAAUUAGAACAAUUACUUAAAGAUGAAGUAUUAAUUGUAGUAUUAAUAAAUAAGUUAACAGCAUUUGAUUUAGAAAACAGUGAACUUGCCUUAUUUCUUGAAAGUUUCAAUGAGUUUAUUCCUUCUAGCCCUUAAAAAUUGAAUGGAUAGAAAUAACAUUUGAAAGAGAAUCCUGAAGCAAUUUUAAAAGAAUUUAUAACUACAAGCACUGAUGACUCACCUUUAAAUUUACUUAUAAGUAUAAUUAAUUACUUAAUUACAAGGUUAAAUUUAAUAAAAUUAGACAAAUGGAAAUAUUAAUGAUGCAGUAUCAAAAAGUAGAGAAUUAAUUAAUGAUAUAUAAAAGUCAUUAUAAUAAACAAUAAAAUCUAAGAAGGAUUUGAUUGAAAAUGUUAAAUAAAGUUUAACAUAAGACAAUGAAUAAUGGAAAUUAGAUGUUAUUAAAAUUUAUUAUUUAAAAAUUAGAUUGCUUCUAUUGAACCAAUAGCUAAGAUUACAAAAGAGAAAUUAGGUUAGUUAUAAAAAUAAAAAGAUGAAUUGUAAGUAAUGUUGAAACAUUAAUAAAUUGAAUUUAAUGAGUUGUAAGAGAACAUUGAUAAUUUUUAUGUAAAUAUUAUAUAAUUUAUAAAAAUAGACAUCAUAUUCAUCAAAGAGAUUAUAAGAUAUGAAUAAUUUAAAUAUAAUAAGAAUGAUUAAGUAGUUUUAUUCUGAGCAUUUAGAUGUUUUAGAAGAUUUUAUGAAAUCUAAAAUGUAAUGA
Paramecium primaurelia is the source of this 1201-nucleotide messenger RNA. Lineage: Eukaryota; Ciliophora; Oligohymenophorea; Peniculida; Parameciidae. The record is from the annotation of a GenBank genome assembly.